CCUGUUAAUCUUUUGGCAGUUCAUACUUUCCUCCUCUGGCAUAAAAAGCUAUGAUCAGGCAAUACCAGCCAGGAAGAGGAGCAACAGAAACAAUUCAUAGAUUUUAGUGCCAGAAGGGAUCAGUGUGAUCAUCUAACCUAAUCUGACUUCCUCCAUAACACAGGCCAUUGAUUUUCACCCAGUAAUUCCUGCAUAAAGUCCACAGCUUCUGGUGCUAGAGUAUAUUUUUUAGGAAGACAUCCAAACUCGAUUUAAAGACUUCAAGUGAUGGAACAUUCACCACAUCCCUACGUAGGUUGUUCCAAUAUUUAAAAUCUUUUGCACGAGAGAGAGUGUCCUAACCUUCACUUGAAUAAAAUACAUAGCUUGAGCUUCAUAAGGCUCUCUCACCAUAAUGCAGAAUUUCCAGACCUCAAGUAAGCGCAUUAGUGCAGCAACUGAGUCUAUGUGCCAAAUUCCACAGUCCUUACUACUCCUGACUUCAGCGAUGGCUAUAUUACAGCUCAUGUUGCUCAGGGGUGUGAAUUAGGCAUUGCUCUUAUUUAUUAAGCUUUGGUUGCCAGUCAGGGAACAGAAACAAUGCCAUAUUAGGAGACUAGUAAAGUUAACUCAAAUACCAAAUAAUCAUAAUCAUAAAGAAUCCAUAGGUUGACAUCAGUUUGCUUAAGCUAUUUGGCAAACAAUUAUGAAUAGUGUCUACGUUUAUAGAAGACAACGGUAAAGGGAACUACAUUUACCAACUAUAUGAUUUAUCCUGAAUUGUUGUCUAGCUCUACUGAAGAGCACACCUAAGUAUGGUUAACAGGUCUGGUAGAAUUUUCAUCACAGUGCCCAGCAUUGUACACAAUUUCCAUUAAGAAUGUCUUCCUCUCUGCCUGUACAGUGUCUUCCACAAUGGGUCCUCAGCCUGAGUGGGGCCUCUGGGAACCACCGUGAUACAAAUAAUAAACAGGGCUUGUGAUCAGAGUUUACAAUCAAAUUGUACACCUUCGGAUAAACUGAGCUGCUGUGGAGGCAGAGUGCUCAGCCUCUUGUUUAAAAGGGAGUACAUUGCAUUCCAGCUCUGUCGAAUGACUCUUGGCCAGAUAAUGCUGAUGGGCCUUGAACAUAGCCAUGUCUGUCUCCCGUGGCUAGAGGAAGGAUUGCCAUAAUAUAGGGCAUACAGGCUGAUGGAUAAGUAGAGAAGGCAAAUUAAGUAAUGCAUAGAAUGCUGGCACCCCCAAAGAAUCUCUCCCAGCAAAAAACAGAACAAAACCCACAGGAUCACACUAUGACAAACAUUUAGGUUUGACCUCAGAUGAAAUAAGCACUUAAAUCUUCACUUCCUUACUAAAUCAUUAAUUUUAAUACCUCUCUCUUUUACUUCCAGGUCAUUCUGUCUCCUUUGUUGUUAGUUUUGAUGUGUUAUUCUCAUUUUUACGUCUAAUGUUGUUUUGUCUUUUCUACUAUUGCUCUUUAGUCAUACUCUUUUGCUUUCAUAAGUUCCUGAUAACAAAUAGCAUUUUGUAAAUAUGGUUAACUGCUAUUCUGAAGGAUCCCAAAGUGCUUUAAAGAAUUUCACAAGUACGGUAGCUAUUCUAUCUUAGCAACAUUACACAACAGUGUCACAGGAGAGGAAUGAAGAAUAACUUCUAGUAAAACUAAAUGGGGAAUUUAUGUAGGCAGAAUGUAAUGAUCAAAACUGGAAUUCAGUCAGGCCACAGGAACAUACCCCUAGUCUUGUGGAAUAAUUCCAUCUGAUGUUUAAUUUACCAUAAAUGGUCCGAGCCUUCAUUUCCCCCCUCAUCGUGAAGACAUGUAGUUCAUAUUUCCUAAUUUUUUUAUUCUACUUACUCUUGAUCUUCCUCUUUACGCACCUUCACUUCCUGUUUUGUAGGGGCUUGUGUAAAGAUAACCAUGUGCCGCAACCUUAACAUUGGAAUAGUCUCUGUAAUCAUCAUAAUACUUUUUUUGGAUUUACUUUCCGAUGGAGAAGUAUUUCAUGCCAACCACUCAGUAGGAGACGUUUUAUCUAUAUGGCUUAAAAGAAUGUCCUGAAGGCAGAUUUUGUGCCCGUCUACAAGGUAGAAGACCACUUAGGAAAGUGCACAUUCUCUUAACGGCAUCACUACACGAGAAGCAUCUACUUAGUUGCUAGUGCUGAUUCUUCAUUUCUGCAAGUAAAUAUGGCUACCGUGCCCCAAAACCUGUUCUUCUUACUCCUCCUGAUUCAACCUGAGUUUGGUCUCUCCACUCGUCAUCAAUGGGUUUCGAAGGACCUACCUUGUAAAAUAAAAGCAAAACAGAACAGCUCCUCGAUUCUCCUUGAUUGUAGUAAACAAAAGCUGAGAGCAGUCCCUCAGGAAAUAUAUAUAAAUGUUACUGGCUUGAUUUUGUCUUUCAACUGGAUUGAAGAGAUUUCUAAAGAGGAUUUUCAGAACUUUAAGGACCUUAUAUUUUUUAAAUUAAACUGGAACUGGCAUGUUAAGCCAAAAGAAUCUAUUUUUGAUUUGUCUCCAAAACCUUUACAAAUACUAGAUGCAACUUUUUCAAACUUAAGACAUUUAAAGGAAUUACAUCUUAAUGGCAAUCAGCUAAUCAGAGUGCCUGCAGGGAUUUCACCUAGCAUUACUUCACUAAGUCUAAAGUCCAAUAACAUUGUUACUAUUAGCAAGAACACCUUCAAAGAACUCACAAAAUUGAAGGAACUCUAUAUGGACCAGAACUGUUACUAUGGUAAUGUCUGUGAAAAGCCUUUCAACAUGGAAGAAGGGGCUUUUUCAGCCCUUACCAGUUUGACUGUGCUGUCACUUUCCUACAACAACUUGACCCGGGUGCCACCCAAACUGCCUGUGUCACUACAAGAACUUUAUUUGAGUCAUAACAAGAUAAAGAACAUCAGUCAAGAUGAUUUUAAGAAACUAGUUCAUCUAGAAGUUCUUGAUUUAAGUGGGAACUGUCCAAAAUGCUUCAAUACACCUUUUCCAUGUGAACCUUGCACUGGAAACGCCGCCAUUCAAAUACAUCCUCUGGCUUUCCAGAAUCUUAAGAAAUUAAAGACUUUGGUUCUAUCCAGCACAUCACUCACUAGUGUACCCGCUAUUUGGUUUCAAAACAUGCCAGAGCUAGAGGUGCUGCACCUUGCAUCUAACUUCUUAAUGAGCGCAAUAGCUACUGGAGAAUUCUUACGGAAUUUAUCUUCUUUAGAGGAACUUGACCUAUCGUUCAACUACCAGCAACAAAUAUACUCACGCUAUCUAACCCUCUCACCGUACUUUUCCUCCUUAGUAUCUCUAAAACGAUUAUAUAUUAAAGGUUAUGUCUUCAAAGAAUUAGAUAAACUCCACUUGGAACCUUUGUUUCCUCUGAGAAAGCUAAAUGUCCUGGACCUUGGGUUAAAUGUUAUUAAAAGAGUUGAUAUGUCUGUCUUUCAGGCUUUUAGGAACCUCACCGAAAUAUACUUGAAAGAAAACAAAAUAUUCCCACAAACAACAGAAAGUUUUUUAAAAUCAUUUAAGAAAGAGGAUUAUUUGAUCAAUUAUCAUCAGACCUUCGUGUGGAAACAGAAGUUGAACCCUCCUGCCAUAUAUUCUGAUAAAAAAAAGCAAUCAUAUUACUUCCUUAAACAGCUUUGUACCUCAUAUGGUACAGCCUUGGAUUUGAGUUUAAACAAUAUUUUCUUCAUUAACCCAUAUCAGUUUAAAGGCUUUGGCGAUAUAGCUUGUUUGAAUUUGUCUUCAAAUGCCCUGGGCCAGGCUUUCAAUGGCACUGAAUUAAUCUAUUUACCUAAUCUCAAAUAUUUAGAUCUCUCACGUAAUAAACUGGAUUUGACCAGUUACUCUGCAUUUAAAGAACUACCUAACCUAGAGGUAUUGGACCUUAGCUAUAACAAGCACUAUUUUCUAGUGACAGGUUUUGCACAUCAGCUACCAUUUACUGAAAACCUUCCUAACUUAAAAAUUUUAAACUUAAGCUGGAAUGACAUUUCUGCACUAACAACAUUUGAACUAAGGAGCGACUCCCUUCAAAAACUAGACUUCAAAGGAAACCACCUCGACAACUUAUGGAAAAAUGGAGAAACGAAUCACAUACAAUUGUUUAAGCAUCUAAAAAAGCUGACACAUCUUGACAUCUCAUACAACAGACUUCGAAAUAUCCCCACUAAGGCUUUCCAAAAUCUGCCUCAGAGCUUAACUAAAUUGUAUAUAAAUAACAACAAACUACAUACCCUUAGCUGGGAAAAUCUUAGAUACUUUAAAUCUCUGAAGUUGCUUGACUUAAGUCAGAACAAACUGAAGGCUGUUGAUAUUCAGUACAACUACACACAGUCCCUCCAGACUCUGCUGCUGAGGGAGAACAAGAUUUCCAGUAUUGUUGUUGGGUUGUCUGAGAGAGUCAGCAGCCUCCUGUACCUGGAUUUGAGUUACAACCAACUGCAAGUCUUAAAUCAGUCAACUUUCUUAUCAGGACUUAUACAACAUUUGAAGGUUUUAAAAUUAAAAGGGAACCCGUUUGAUUGCACCUGCAAAAACAACAACUUCAUAAGGUGGAUUCAGAAAACCAAAAUUCCGAUCUCACAAGUAGCAAGAAAUGUCAUUUGCAUGAAUCCUGAGGACCAAAGACAGCACAGCAUUCUCUUGAUUGACCUGCAUGCUUGCAUUCUGGAUAGUGUUGCAGCAAUAUUAUUUUAUAUUUCUUUCUUCACUAUUAUUAGCAUUAUGAUAAUAGCAGUUACUAAACAUUUAUUUUAUUGGGAUAUCUGGUAUACUUAUCGUUCUUGUAUGGCAAAAAUAAAAGGAUACAAGAAUAUAGCCACAGACAAAGCUCUCUAUGAUGCUUACAUAGCCUAUGAUACUCAGGAUGCGACAGUAACUGACUGGGUAAUAAAUGAGCUACGAUUUCGACUAGAGGAAAAUGGAGACAGGCACGUUCUGCUUUGUUUGGAGGAAAGGGACUGGGAGCCGGGAAAGGCUGUCAUUGACAACCUUGCACAGAGCAUCCAUUACAGCAGAAAGACGAUAUUUGUUCUAACCGAAAGAUAUGUGAAAAACUGGAACUUUAAAACCGCUUUUUAUAUCGCUCUGCAGAGGCUCAUGGAUGAGAAUGCAGAUGUGAUUGUGUUUAUUCUACUGGAGCCGGUGCUACAGCAUUCCCAGUACCUGAGGCUGAGAAGGAGGAUCUGCAAGAGCUCUAUUCUUGACUGGCCUAAGAAUCCGCACGCUGAAGGCCUUUUCUGGCAAAGACUAAAAAGUGCAGUGCUAACUGAUAACAGCAUUCGAGAUGAUGGGGUGUACAGUAUAUAGAAAGGGAUUACAACAGCUAGCUUUAGUUCUCAAAAAGUAACUUGUGAUUUUCAGUGUCUCAGUAUUUGGGUGCCAAAUUUUAAAUGCAUUAAAAAGAGUCCUAAUUUGGGGAGGGGUGUUGUUCAGCAUUUUCUGAAAAUCAGGCUGCUCCAAGUUAUCUCUUGCUGGACAACCAACAUCACUUGUCACCUUUGAAAACUUUGGGUGGUUUUCUUAAAGUUUUAUGAGGUGUACUCUAUGGUAAGUACUUGAAGUUUAAUGUACCUAUUAUACUGCUAUAUUGUACUGAAGAGAGUCUGCUUUACAAGAUUAAAGUAAAAUAGCUAAUAUAAAAUCACA
This is a messenger RNA of Mauremys reevesii (Reeves's turtle), 5621 nucleotides long. RefSeq names its product toll-like receptor 8. The record is from RefSeq and is a predicted model, not a curated record. Gene Ontology annotation, cellular component: plasma membrane. Gene Ontology annotation, biological process: toll-like receptor signaling pathway; positive regulation of interleukin-6 production; canonical NF-kappaB signal transduction. The transcript is spliced from 2 exons. Gene Ontology annotation, molecular function: pattern recognition receptor activity; protein binding. The coding region runs from base 2166 to 5282 and encodes 1038 amino acids. Lineage: Eukaryota; Metazoa; Chordata; Testudines; Geoemydidae.